AUGGCAUCCUCCGAUGAUGACGAGGACCUGAAGCGAGCCAUAGCAUUAUCCCUUCAGGAUCCAACCACCGGCGGCGCAGGAGAAACAGCACGUGAAGCUAUCAGUCUCGACAGCGACAGCGAAACAGAGACAAGGCCCACAAGGACAGCUAGCCGUGCAGAAGUGAUCAAAGAGUGUCCAGACAUAAGAGCCGGACUAGAUCUAUCGGGCCUAGACCGUAAGCGAAUGGAACAGGAGCGGUUGGGUAGGAAGAGAAAAGCGCCGUCAAUCUCACCUCCACCACCCCGUAGAACAUGGGCAAGUGGCCCUCUUAUAGGAUCGGUAUCGGCAAGAGAGACAACAGCAACAGCACAUCAGGCUGCCCCAGCAUCUCGAGCCUCGUCCCCCUCUAACGGCAAGGGUCCUGUGUUUCUUGCAGGAACAGUCAAGAAGACCUGGGCGUUCGGCCAUGAACGCAAAGGCGAUGACAUCAAACUUGAAGAAGUUCUACAAAAAGAUGAACUUAAUCUGGCCGUUCUGAGUUCCUUCCAGUGGGACAUAGACUGGCUUCUGGCAAAAAUCAAUACGAGAAGUACUCACAUUACGCUUGUAAUGCAGGCUAAGGAUCAGGCGACUCAGCAGCAGUACCGGCGUGAAACCGCAGCAAUGUUAAAUCUACGGCUUUGUUUUCCAUCCAUGGAGGGCCAGAUCAGUUGCAUGCACUCGAAGCUUAUGCUGCUUUCUCAUCCUCAUCACCUAAGAGUGGCGGUUCCAACCGCUAAUUUGGUCUCGUACGAUUGGGGUGAAACCGGCAUUAUGGAGAAUAUGGUCUUCAUCGUCGAUAUGCCACGUCUGCCUAAAGGUCAAUGUACCAAAGCAGAGGACAUGACAUUCUUCGGCAAGGAACUGAUCUACUUUUUGGAAGCUAUGGGUCUUGAGCAGAGCAUCAUCGACAGCAUGUACAGUUUCGACUUCACGUUAACCAAAGAUGUCGCAUUCGUUCAUAAUAUUGGGGGUACGCAUUCUGGAGAUUUGUGGCAGCGUACUGGUUAUUGUGGACUGGGUCGCGCUGUGCAGGAACUGGGCCUUGCAACGGACAAGCCCCUCCACAUUGGAUUCGUCACUUCUUCGGUCGGGUCACUCAAUGACGACUUCUUAGCGAUGCUCUACCUUGCUGCUCAGGGUGAUGACGGUCUUACAGAGUACAGUUGGCGAAACCCACCCGUUACAUCUAGGAAGAAAAAGACGGCGCAUGAGGAUAUACAAGCAACUGACAGUGUGAGCGAGCGAUUACGGUCCCGUCUACGACAGGAUUUCCAGGUCUACUACCCUACUCACGACACCGUUAAGAAUUCAACCGCGGGCUCAGCAGGUACUAUUUGCUUCCAGUCCAAAUGGUACAAAUCGCCGAGUUUCCCGCGGGAAAUCCUACGGGACUGCAAGAGUGUACGGCCUGGUAUGCUUAUGCAUAACAAGCUACUUUUCGUACGGUCGGAAGACGACCCAUCCAAGUCCUGGGCGUACAUCGGGUCAGCCAAUUGUUCGGAGAGCGCGUGGGGCAAGCUUUUCAAGGAUCGGGCAACAAAAGAGCCCAAGCUCAAUUGUCGCAAUUGGGAAUGUGGGGUGGUUCUGCCAGCCCGUCUGAGUGUGUCUAGUAGCGACCAUGGUGGUCUGAAAGAGUUUGAGGGCAUCGUCCCGGUCCCAAUGCAGGUCCCUGGGGAAGCAUACGGCGAUAAGAAGCCUUGGUAUUUUACGGAGCAAUUUGAUCACUCUCGCCAGCAUAAAUUUCUGCCUCACGCCAUCUGGAUCAAAGCAACACUGGCUCAAGCACGGGUGACGAACGCCGCUGGUGGCCUUGUCCCUACACGCGACACUCUUACCCACGCACAGCGCAGCAGGACCCAGCAGACGAUGCCUAAGCUCCUCGACCUCCCAAAUGAGAUCCUCGAUAAGAUCGUCGACCAGAUCCAUCCUGAUGACAUCAUCAACUUCUCGCUUUCUCGCUUGCGCAUCUACCGUGUCGCCAGGGACGCCGUGUCACUCCACCUGGAGCGGAAGACGACUUAUGAAGACGUUGUACUACAUGGUUGCCACCGCCAUGCAGAUAACGCUCAUCCGUUGCGACUGAUACAGGAUAUCUGUACGGAUUGGAGGAUCGGAGAGUAUCCGAAAGUUCUUAUGAUCGAGUGUUGCCACCAUCCUUUGGGUCCUGAUUUUGUACCUGAGGAUCAGCAUGAUGAAAAAGAUAUUCGAAUGUACGAGGCUGAGAAGAGGGAGGAUGAUAUCAUUAACGACACUACCAUGCAAGUCAUACAAGGCGACAUUGAAGACAAAUAUGUGGAGUUAGGGUUUCCGUGCCCAACCCAUUUUGACGUGGAUAUCAUGUGUAUCGAAGCCGUUAGAGGCGAGAGAAGUGCAAUGCUUGGUCUUCUACUUCUAUUCAUACCUAACCUGGAGGAGUUGUGUCUCGACCGAUUCACGUUGAGCGCUCUUUACCUGCAUCCUGCUGUCGGUCCGAUGUCCGAGCUGAACGUGCGGCGGAGUCCGGGGGCACGAAAGCCUCUCAUGAAACUGUCCGUAAUUACCUUUCUGGGGUCUGACAACAAUGUGUGGGGGGGUGAGAAUUUUGAAGCCUUUGGGUGGUUUUCCGCGCUUCCAUCUUUACGGCAGAUAAAAGGAAGGUUCGUGGAAGGUCACGAUGAGCCCCUUACCAAUUGGACAGACACCUCCAACGUCACUGAGAUCCUUCUUCGACAAAGUGCAGUCUAUGCCAAGAAUGUAGCGCAACUGCUGAUUGGAAUCAAAGCACUGACACAUUUUACCUACGAGUACAAGCAAGGCUGGAACCAGAGAAUGGAAGCCUGCAAAAUAGUCGCCGCACUCCAUCAAUACGCAAAACACAGCCUGGAGUAUCUGAGUCUUACUGGGAGCUACGAAGGGAAUGACGAUAUGAAGAAUCCAUGUUUGCAAGGCUUCGAGGUCUUGAAACAAUUCUAUCUUCAGGGCGAUAUCUAUACCGAAUUGCUCUCUUAUCGUGACCUGUCACCUGGUAGGGGAUCCGAUCGAAAAGAAAUUCAGCCUCUGGUAUACGUCAUGCCCGCUUCCAUCGAAAGAAUAGGGAUCUUUCAGGACGGUGUCUCCGGCCACACUUCGGACUUACUUGUCGAUUUCGCGGAGGAGAAAGACCUGCGUCUGCCUAAGCUCAACAAGGUCAUGAUUCUAGAUUUUCGCACCAACCUCAUCGAAGAUGGUGGCGAGGCAAUGAGGGGAAUCUGUGAGAAGGUGGGAGUAUCGCUGGAAACAGAAUGGGAAGGAGGAUAUUGA
Molecule: messenger RNA, 3303 nt
Organism: Letharia lupina
Lineage: Eukaryota; Fungi; Ascomycota; Lecanoromycetes; Lecanorales; Parmeliaceae
Exons: 5
Coding region: 1-3303 (1100 amino acids)
Biological process (GO): double-strand break repair; single strand break repair
Cellular component (GO): nucleus
Molecular function (GO): 3'-tyrosyl-DNA phosphodiesterase activity; single-stranded DNA binding; double-stranded DNA binding
Source: RefSeq, a predicted model, not a curated record